AUGGCUACUGCAAAACUCACCUGGCUCAUCACCGGCUGCUCCUCAGGCUUCGGCCUUUCCCUCGCCCGCGCCGUGUUAGCUGGCGGACACAACGUCAUCGCGACCUCGCGCAACCCGUCGCGGACUCCCGGCCUUGUCGCGGAGAUCGAGUCAAAGGGUGGAAAAUGGGUUCAGCUCGAUGUGGACAGUUCCGACAGCGGAAAAGUCAUUGACGAGGUGGAACGCGGCGGCGGUCGUAUCGAUGUCUUGGUCAACAACGCCGGGUACUGCGUGUAUGCUCCCAUCGAAACGGCGACAGAGGCGGAGGUCAAGGCGCAGAUGGAGACCGUGUUCUUUGGUCCGCUGCGUCUUAUCCAGACUGUACUCCCGUAUAUGCGUCAGCGGAAGUCCGGCGUCAUCGUCAACAUGAGCAGUGGUGCUUCGCUUGAUGGGAUCAACACUAUGGGUGUGUAUGCGGGCGCAAAGGCUGGGUUGGACGCUCUCACUAAGAUCCUCGCAAAGGAAGUCGCCCCGUUCAACAUCCGUACCUUGACCGUCGUCUUGGGAACCUUCAACACCAACAUGCCCAAUUCGAUCGUUCUCGGCGAGACUCCACUCGCAGAGGACUAUAGGGGGACGUUCACGGAACAGGUCCAGGAACUACUGGUCGGUGGGAAGAUCAAGCCGAACGGCGACAAGGACAAGGCGAUGAAGGCUGUCUUUGAGGUUGUUGCUGGCGUGGGUAUCGGGGAGGGACAUCAGUCUGAGAAAUUGCUCCCUCUUGGAAGUGAUAUGACUCCGAGGCUCAAGGGGGCUCAGGAAUAUCUUGGUCAUGCGCUGGAUGUGUUUGGGUCUGUGACGAAUAGCGUUGACGUCGAUGAAAAGUAG
Molecule: messenger RNA, 867 nt
Organism: Aspergillus calidoustus
Lineage: Eukaryota; Fungi; Ascomycota; Eurotiomycetes; Eurotiales; Aspergillaceae
Source: the annotation of a GenBank genome assembly